CCUUUCAUUAUCCGGGGGAGGGACUUCCCAGGCUGCUGCAGAUGCGAUUGAACAGGCAGUACAGGCUAACAUCCCAGUCAUAGGAGCAGCGGGAAAUGGUGGUUAUGAUUCAUGCAAUACUGUACCCGGAAGCGCACCAGAAGCUAUCGUAGUGGGCGCGGUGGAUAACCAAUUUGCAUUUCCUAGUUCAAUAUCGAAUUACGGAACAUGUAUUGACAUCUUAGCUGCCGGUGUGGAUAUCUUAGGUGCUAGCAGUUUCGGUCCAACUGCAACCACCACAAAAUCCGGAACUUCCUUCGCGACAGCUUAUGUGACGGGUGUGGUCAAUGACUAUUUAAGUGCUGUUCCAUCGGCUUCAGUAUUAACGGUGAAACAGUUUCUAUCUGGUUGGGCUACCAGAAAUGCAGUGAGCAACGUUCCUAGUGGCACGGAUAACGUUUUAUUGUAUGUUGGGUGUUUUUGGUAGUUAGUGACAAAAAAAAAAAA
Lingula anatina is the source of this 486-nucleotide messenger RNA. RefSeq lists its product as uncharacterized. The record is from RefSeq and is a predicted model, not a curated record. Gene Ontology annotation, molecular function: serine-type endopeptidase activity. Gene Ontology annotation, biological process: proteolysis. Lineage: Eukaryota; Metazoa; Brachiopoda; Lingulata; Lingulida; Lingulidae.